This is a messenger RNA of Morus notabilis, 1088 nucleotides long. RefSeq lists its product as uncharacterized. NCBI's taxonomy places the organism in Eukaryota, Viridiplantae, Streptophyta, Magnoliopsida, Rosales, Moraceae. The transcript is spliced from 8 exons. The coding region runs from base 74 to 862 and encodes 262 amino acids. The record is from RefSeq and is a predicted model, not a curated record.
GUUUUUUUUUAGCUCUCUUUUGCUUCUUUCUGCAUUUUAUAAUUUCUCUGCUUUUUCUCUCGAUUUCUUUGCCAUGGAGUUUUUGAUCAGUUCCUCUUCUUUCGAUUCCAUUCUCUUCGAUUUGGAUGAUACUUUGUACCCUGCCAACACUGGAAUAGCUUCAGCUUGCAAGAAAAACAUUGAAGAUUUUCUUGUUGAGAAAUGUGGAUUUCCAGAGAGCCAAGCCUCGACUCUUAGAGUCGAGCUUUUCAAAACAUACGGCAGCACUCUCGCUGGCUUAAGAAUAUUAGGCUAUGAUAUUGACGCCGAUGAUUAUCACAGUUUCGUACACGGAAGAUUGCCGUACGAGCUAAUCAAACCCGAUCCUCAACUCCGAGCCUUGCUCCGAAGCAUUUCGCAGAGGAAAAUCAUUUUCACGAACUCGGAUCGGAAUCACGCGAUCAAGGCAUUGGAACGGCUGGGAUUAUCCGAGUGCUUUGAUCAGAUCAUAUGCUUCGAGACGAUGAAUCCGAACCUGGCCAAAGCCAGUAAGCCUGACGAAAUCCCUGUCGUUUUGAAGCCUUCCAUGGACGCCUUCAAAAUUGCUUUGGCUGUUGCUCGCGUUGAUCCUCGUCGUACACUGUUUCUUGAUGACAAUGUCAAAAAUAUUGCCGCUGGCAAGGCCGUCGGUCUUUGGACAGCUUUGGUUGGGAAAACCGUGAAAACCAAGGAAGCAGAUUAUGUAUUAGAGACGGUCAACAAUCUGGAACAAGUGAUACCCGAGAUAUGGAUCAGCAAAGCUGACGGUGGAGAUCAAAGGAUCAGCCGCAGCAAGAGCGAGAUUAAUGAUUCCAUUCUUGCAACCACAGCCGUCGGAGCUUGACUGAUGAUCUUAAAUUAGUGUUUGAUCUCAACAUGUACAUGCUACGCCCAUAAUGUUGUCCAUAUUGUAUAAUGUCCGUAUGCGUCAGAUAUUAUGUGUAUGAAAAAGAUGGAUUGUGCAUAUCCCAAAAUGACAAUUGUAUCUAUCUUUGUAAAUCUGGUAUGUACAUCAAUAAUGUCGAAUAAAUUAUGCUAAAUGGUUUACAUAAAUAAUGCACUUUGGGCCA